Vollenhovia emeryi is the source of this 933-nucleotide messenger RNA. RefSeq lists its product as uncharacterized. The record is from RefSeq and is a predicted model, not a curated record. The transcript is spliced from 2 exons. Bases 134 to 856 code for a protein of 240 amino acids. Lineage: Eukaryota; Metazoa; Arthropoda; Insecta; Hymenoptera; Formicidae.
AUCGGUGCGAUUGUUUUGCAGAGGUGGCGCGCGUGAUCGGACGAGCGCGGGCCGCGGCCGCGUGGACGCGCGCGUGGGAUAAACGUUUUCCAUCGACGACAUCGACGACAUCGACGUUUUCAAAACAUUCGUCAUGGAGACGGUUAAACAUUUGUGGAACGUCAAUCAGUUCAUGACGAAGCUGGAGAGCCCGCUGGUUACGCAGUUACAGACGUUUUACAUGCAAAAGUGUAAACGUCUUAGCCACAGUGUAGAGCUGCCGCAGCAGAACUUUGGGCCACUAGUAACGUGUUCGCAUUGUGGAUCGCUUUGGAGUACGGUGGACCAUCAAGUGCGGAUGUUGAGUAGCCGGAGAAUGUCCAAGUCGGUGAAGAGGAUCGUGCGACACAUGAGUGAAAAUCCAGAUCAAAAGAUACCGAAAGUUCGCGCGACUUUGGCGCGGAAGUCUAUAAAAAAUGAGAUGAGUCGGUUGGUCAUAAAAUGUUCCGUCUGCUCCAAGAACACCGAGUUGCCGUUCAAGAAGAAAAGCCGCUUGAAGCCAGUCAAGGUGGAUAACUCGCAGGCGGCGACACCGCAAGGCAACCGUAAGAGGAAAAAGAAGAAAUCCAGAGACAAGACUGCUGGUUUAAAUAUCUCAGUUUGCACGCCCGUCUCACAAUUAAAUAAGAAAAACAGUAAAGCACCUACGUUGUCGCCUGUAAUUACGCCUAAGACUAUACCAAGAAAUAAGAAAUUAUCUACUUUCCAUAAAGAGCCCAGGAAACUGGAUAUAGAGCGAUUAAAGCGUAUCAUGGAGACCAAGUCGACAACGCCUACAAAAACAAAUAGCUUGCACAGUUUCCUGGCUGGGUUAUAGCAAAAAUAUUAUGCCUUAAUGCCUGGUCAGGCACUCAUCAGGCAGCCCUGACAGGGCCCUGACCGUAAAUGUAACGU